UAGAAGCGGAGCGAGGUGGAGAGAAAGUACACGGGGAGAUCAUGGCGAAAAGAUUGCUACUCGAUUAUCACAAGAGUCUGCCGCUCAAUGGACUGCAAGCUACUACAGUUUUGCUUCUCAUUUAUGGGUUUACCUGUGUGUGCAGUAACGAGGUGCUGGUCCCAGAGAGGGUGAGUGCUGUGCUGGGGAAGAACAUUACUCUGGGCUGCAGGGUGGAGGUGGGCACCAACCUCAGCCUCACCCAGAGCUCCUGGGAGCGUCGCCUGCCCUCAGGCACCAUCACCCUGGCCGUCUUCAACCCCCAGUUUGGCAUCUCCAUCUCCCCAGACUACACCAGGCGCCUGUCCUUCCUGAACCCCUCCGUGCACGAUGCCACAAUUGUCCUGGAAGGCGUGGGAUUUCAGGACAUCGGGUCUUACACGUGUAAAGUGGCGACGUUCCCACUGGGCAACACGCAGGCAUCCACCACCGUCAAUAUACUAGUGGAGCCCAAGGUCUACGUCUCCGCCGGCUCUACGGCCCUGGUGGAUGGUGGUAAUGAAUCAGUGGCAGCCACCUGCAUAGCAGAGCGCGGCCGGCCUGCAGCUGAGGUGUCCUGGGAGACUGAGCUGUUUGGCCGCUCUGAGGUCCAGACGCAGGAUGAGCCCAACGGCACCUCCACCACCCAGGUGCGCUACGUGUUGGAGCCACGGAGACACUCCCAGGGCCACACGCUCACCUGCGUGGUGCGCCACCCGGCCCUGCAGACUGAGUUCAAGAUACCCUACGUGCUCAAUGUGCAGUUUGCUCCUGAGGUGACGGUGGUAGGAUAUGACCAGAACUGGUUUGUUGGUCAGGACAAUGUGAAGCUGGACUGUGGAGCCAAAGCCAACCCACCUGCCCAUCACUUCUCCUGGACCAGGUUGGAUGGGCCGAUGCCUGACGGUGUGGAUAUAGUGAACAACACUUUUACUUUCACUCGUCCUCUGGAGAGAAAUGACUCUGGACUGUACAGGUGUGAGGUGUCCAAUGAUAUCGGUGAACGCGGUCAGGACGUUCAUGUCUGGAUACAAGAUCCUCCCCCCACCACGGCACCAGUCCCCACAACCUCUACUCCCCUCUUCCUGAACACUAGUGACACCAGCACGGCCCCCAACAAGCGUCGAGGAGCGAGCGGCCACUCCACUUCACCCACUCUGGCCUCCCUGUCAGACAGCAGCCUGGGUACCAUAGUGGGCGGGGCUGUGGGUGGGGUUCUGUUCCUGGUGCUGCUGCUGAUCCUGGGCGGAGCCUGCUUCAUGCGCCAGCGGAGGACCUUCAGGGGGGACUACUACACCAAGCAGUACCUGGGCCCCUCCGACAUGCAGAAGGAGUCCCAGCUGGACGUGCUCCAGCCCCACGAGCUGCAGGAGGUCUACGGGGACGGGCCGAACUCUACCUACAAGGGCAGCCAGGAGCUGAAACCCAAGCCGGGACUAGGAGGGGACAUAAUUUACCCCAACGACAUCCAGGACAGGGAUGAUUGGGGCGACGGCCACAGGGGCCUCCGGGAGGGCAGCUACUUCCCUGCUGAGAACCAAAACACCAUCCACCACCCCAGAGGGCUGCCCGUUCACACCCCCACAGUGACCAACGGCUCUCCGUACCUGCCGGAGGACUGCUUUGACAACGGCACAGACAGCGAAUAUGUGUCCCACAUGGAUGGGUCUGUGAUCUCACGCAGGGAGUGGUAUGUCUGAGAGCUCCAGGGGAGCUGGAAAAUACCUUUUGGCUCAAAAUGACUUGGUGAGACAAUAAUUUAACAAGCGUUGAAAUAGAUAUAUUAUAGAGAAUUUAUAUCAGUUCAAUAAACAGACUCUUCUUGACAAGAAUGAACAUUCCCGGCUCAUUUGUGUGCUCUGACCCCAAAGACUUCCAUAUGACUUCCAUAUGGAGUGUGUUAUAACGUCGUGGCAUCUCAACAGAUGAUCGCAGGCUGGGAAUGGCAGUAAUCUGCUGUCAUUAUCGGCUUAACUUUAGAACUAGGGUUCAUUUGGCAAGGGUUUCUCUGUACUAGGCUGUUUCAACAGAUGUGAGCGGUUCACAUUGAGUCUUUCUGCUUUUAUGUAUGUAAACAUGACUCAUGAGUCUGGCAUUUUAGCCCUCAUUAGUGAAAUAUUUCUGUCCCUUUUAAACAUUAUUUUUUUAAUUUAAUUUUUACCCCUUUUUCUCCCCAAUUUCGUGGUAUCCAAUAGCUACUAUCUUGUCUCAUCGCUACAACUCCCGUACGGGCUCGGGAGAGACAAAGGUUAAAAGUCAUGCGUCCUCAGAUACACAACCCAACCAGCCGCACUGCUUCUUAACACAGCGCACAUCCAACCCGGAAGCCAGCUGCACCAAUGUGCCAGAGGAAACACUGUGUACCUGGUAACCUUGGUUAGCGCGCACUACGCCCGUCCCGCCACAGGAGUCGCUGGUGCGCGAUGAGACAAGGACAUCCCUACCGACCAAGCCCUCCCUAACCCGGACGACGCUAGGCCCAGAGUCUCUGAUGGCACGACUGGCGCUGCAGUACAGCGCCCUUAACCACUGCGCCACCUAGGAGGCCCCAUUUUAAACAUUCUGAACUAUGUUGCAUCAAUUCAAACCCCUCAUAUUCAAUGACAUUUCCCCCAAAAUGCACACUUUAUUGCUUGCCUGUAAUCAUAUGACUUUUUCAUAAAGGUACAAUUCUGGUUGCUUCUUGCUGUUGAGAACACCUAAAUCAGAUUGUUAUAUUUGAGUGCUGAAACUGUUAUGUGAAAGGGAAAAAGGAUUCAACAAUAUGACAAUUUGACAAGUUUAUGGUUCUAGAUGACAAUAGAACAUAUCCACAUGUUGAUGUGAGCAGGAUGUACAGUGAUGUUGUCAGGACUAUGAGACGUGAUAGGACUCCAUGAGGCACAUCAGAGGAACAAAUCUCAAGCUUAGCAUCUAUUUAGGACAGUUUAUUGGACAUGUUCUUUAGCAUUUGUGUCCCAACUGACAGCCUAUUCCCUAUACACUCGGUGGCCAGUUUAUUAGGAACACCCAUCUAGUAUUGACUCCGUUAUCAGCUUGGCGCAAUAGGAACCUGGGAUUCAUCGGCCCAGGCAAUGUUUUUCUACUCCUCAAGCCCUAUGAGCUCUGGUCAUACGUAGUGCACUAUAUAGGGAAUAUGGUGCUAUUUGGGACACUGACCAGGAUGUUAAUGCUACUAAAGGGUUGACAUCACCAGUGGUCUCAUCUCCAUUAGCUUGUAUUGACCUAGCAUUUCCUGUUCCUUCUUAGCCGGCUGCUUCAUUCUACCUGAGGACAUGCUAAAGGAUCAAAGUGGCCUCUCUAAAGCCUUGCCAUUAAAGGAAAGCGAUCUCUUCAGUCAACGGGUCGGGGGAGGGGAGCAUGACUGUUGGAGGAGGGGGUUAAAGAGGUGGUAAUCUCCCUGUGGUAUUUCCUGGUGGGGCUUGGUUUUUGCCUGAGGCUGCUUUGUUUCUCCUUGUGGGAGUUUGCAGAUUGAGGACACACUCUUUUUGAUUUGUUCCUUAUUAUUUUUUUGCUCCCAACCCUUUGGUGGUUUGUUAAACACUUGCAUAUCACACACACACACACCACAUGCUGCCUACUGCCGAGAACACUCCAACCCUGCCAUGUUCAAAGCCCAGCCCUCACCUCAAAGUUUUAGCUUUUUAAUUAACUUCUCUUGCCUGGAUUGACAUCGCAAAUGUUUGACCUCGGUGAUGUGUAGAGCAUCUGUGUAUGCAAGCACACUCAUGUUUUUUUUAUCUGUUUGAUUCAAGGCUUCCAGCGUGUGCCUGACUGAAAUGGACAGAGCCCCUCUGAAAACUUUUCUUAGCUUAGCUACUGCUCAGACAUCCACCCAGGGGUUGUGAGCACGUAGGCUAAAUACAAUGCAGGGAUACAUUCUCAUGUCUUUUACUGUCUGUCUGUACACACAAUAUGAGGUUAGCUUGGUCUUACUCCCUGUUUUGAACAUUUGUUCAAAUACAGGCUGGUCUUUGACAUGUCAUUUCAUUUGUAGUAGAAGAAAGUGAUUGAAUGUUUACUGAAAUUAUUUUUCUCCCUCUUUUUUUUUCUUUGGCAAAGCUUUUGUUUUCAAGUUGACCAUGUUUGGAAUGGAAAGAGAUUAAGUUAUUGUUGUGCCUAUACUGCCUUCCUUUCGUUUGAAUCAUUUAUUGUUUAUUCUUCUGCUUAUGUACAUACGUGUGUAUAUAUGUUCAUGGUUUUUAUGUGUGAUGAUAUCAGCCUGAUUGUCGGGAAGACAUUUGAUUCAUGUGUUGAUUUUAAGUACUGAAUGCCUUGGGAGAGAAAGGUUGGUGCCUUAUGUCUUUCUUUGUAAUAUUUAUGAUUUUGUUGCUUGUUUUUAAACCAGCGUAGUUGACUUAAGGUGAAUUGUUUAGCCUUAUACACACAGACACUUGUAGCAGCUCUUGGAGCAGCUCAAUUUGCAAUGUACCUAAAAAUUGUAUUUCACUGGAAAAUUACAUGGGUAGUACUUUGUUAGUACUAAGCAGGCCAGAAUCAUAGUCAAUAUUAUUGUUUUGUAAAUAUGCUGGCUGUUUUGUUUUUUUGUUGUUGUUUUUUAAAUUGUCACAGAGCAUUUCGAUUAUUUGAAGGUCAUUUAAAAUUAUGAGCACUAGUCUGUUAGUACUGGGGAGUUUUCCUCUUUCACUUCAUUUUACAAGAUAUUAGUUCUCAAAGGUUUGACUAAUUAUUUUGUUGCCAUUGUGCUAUUAAUUGGUUUGUCAAAAAUCACAUUGGAAACAAGGGAUAGAUAAUUGUUCUCUGUUUGUAAUAAAAGAGCAUCUUAUCUGAAUCAUA
This is a messenger RNA of Oncorhynchus masou masou (cherry salmon), 4815 nucleotides long. It is a transcript of the gene nectin3a, whose product is annotated as nectin cell adhesion molecule 3a. Lineage: Eukaryota; Metazoa; Chordata; Actinopteri; Salmoniformes; Salmonidae. Gene Ontology annotation, biological process: heterophilic cell-cell adhesion; homophilic cell-cell adhesion. The coding region runs from base 42 to 1718 and encodes 558 amino acids. The record is from RefSeq and is a predicted model, not a curated record. Gene Ontology annotation, cellular component: apical junction complex; adherens junction. The transcript has 7 exons.